AUGAAUUCCUCACGCCUUCUAACGGAAAUCAAUAGUCAACUGGCUCUGUUCAGAGAUAUGCUCAUUCACAUAGGACAGUCAAAAGAUAGUCCAGAGCUGAGAGAAAAAAUACGAAAAACGAGAAGAAGUUGCGUGGAAGGUUGCAAACACACGAGUCAACUUCUUUUACCUCAAAUUAAAAGUGCCGUAGCCGAAGGGAUCCCAGCAGAUAAUCCACAUUUUGUUUUAUUAUUCUUUAUGAUACAACUUUUUCUUCGUGAAUUAGCUAAAUGUAGUCGACUAAUACAAGUCGUUCCGAUGGACAUGAGUAGUUAUUACGCUGAAAAUUUGAACCGUCCAGGAACAUCGAACUUUAGUAACGUUAUAAGUCAAAUAUUAUUAUGUAAAACAAUAACUCCUGAUUUCAAUGCCGAAGAAAUAUGUAGUAUAGCAAAAGACAGCGAAGAAAUUAAAAAAAUUCUACAGGAAAUGCAGGAAUACAUGCCACAACAGGAAAAUCAAACCGAAAAAAACGUAGCCUUGAUCGGUGAAGAAAUGUAUAAUCAAUGGGCGAAAAAAAGGCGAAAUUCAUUUUACAACAAUAUGGGAUCUUUCUGCUGUAUAUGUCGACCGAAUUACCUAUGA
Molecule: messenger RNA, 624 nt
Organism: Pediculus humanus corporis (human body louse)
Lineage: Eukaryota; Metazoa; Arthropoda; Insecta; Psocodea; Pediculidae
Exons: 5
Coding region: 1-624 (207 amino acids)
Biological process (GO): G protein-coupled receptor signaling pathway
Cellular component (GO): neuron projection
Source: RefSeq, a predicted model, not a curated record